Messenger RNA from Naegleria lovaniensis, 675 nucleotides. RefSeq lists its product as uncharacterized. The transcript has a single exon. The coding region runs from base 1 to 675 and encodes 224 amino acids. The record is from RefSeq and is a predicted model, not a curated record. NCBI's taxonomy places the organism in Eukaryota, Heterolobosea, Eutetramitea, Acrasida, Naegleriidae.
AUGAAUCGAAAUAUUUUACGAGCUUGUGCAUCAUUCGCUCCUCUAAAGAAUUUGGGAAAUUCCAAAUCAUCAUUGGCAAUUUCGGGAAUAAAUUCGAUAGAGAUGUCAUCUUUUAGAAUGUUUUCAUCAUGUUUGAAUACAUUGAGCGCUUCUGGUAAUUUUUUGAAUAAUCAGAGAAGUAAACAACAAUCGGAAGGAAAUACUCAAAAAACUCAAACAACUUCAAAUACCGACAAUCAAAACUCAGAGGGAGCAAAUAGUGAAGAAGAAAUUCAGGCAAGACUUAAAAGUAGUCAAGAAAUUCUUCAACAUUUGGCCAAGAAGAAAGCCUUCAAUAACCAGGAUAUGAACCAAUUAGAGAGCAUUUUAGAAAAAUACGUCAAACAAGGAAGUCAACAAGAUCCUGCAGUGAAAGGACCUCUGCAUUUUAUUAAUGCCGUUAUUCUGAUACUGUUUCUCAUUGUUUUAUUGGUUCGUCAACGAGACUCCAUGUAUUAUGAGAUGGUGAAAGAAUUACUUUUGGAUAGCGAGGAUCAAUUAGUUCAAGCUAAGAGAGAAAUUAAUGAACUUAAAAAACAAUUAUCAACAAGUGACAAUGUUCAGAUAGUUCAAGAACCACCAAAAACUGAGACUAGUACAACCCCAGUCAAGAAACGUGCUUCCAACAUGAUUUAA